Labrus mixtus (cuckoo wrasse) is the source of this 941-nucleotide messenger RNA. RefSeq lists its product as uncharacterized. The coding region runs from base 28 to 765 and encodes 245 amino acids. The transcript has 3 exons. Lineage: Eukaryota; Metazoa; Chordata; Actinopteri; Labriformes; Labridae. The record is from RefSeq and is a predicted model, not a curated record.
AGUCACAGACUCUCUCAUAACUUACCAAUGUGGGUGUUUAGGGUGGAGGAACACACUCCCGCUGGCACGCAGACGGUCAAGUUCCUGUUCUCUUCUAUCAGAAAUUGUGCUCACUUUGUGACAGGAGUCGGUGAGAAGAUGAAGGUGAUCAUGAGCUGCUGCCUGUUUGCCUUCCUCCUGAGCUGUAACCUCACUGCAGCAAUCAUCCAUGAAAUAGUCGAGCAGAAGAAAUCAAUCACUUUACCCUGUCCUCACCCUGUGGGUAAAGUGAAGUGGAGCAGAGAGAAGAAUGGAAACAAAACUGACUUAAUGACAGUUGAGGGUGAAAAGGAGACAAAACACAUUUCAGACCCACAUAAAUAUUACAGUUCAUUAGCAGAUAAAUCUCUAUACAUAAAAAGAGUAGAGUUCUCAGACGAUGGCAGAUAUUUGUGUAACGAUGAAGCAGCUGUGGAUCUGACGGUGAUCCCACCAGGAACAGCCGUUCUCGAGGCGACAGAGAGGACCAGCGUCACUCUGAAAUGUCCUGAUGUUUUAGAUGAUCAAAAAUGGUGGACAGAAGCUGGACCAAUACCAAAACAAAGUCGGUUUGAGGUUUUUCGAUUGGACAAGACGUUGAUUAUCAUAAACCUUCAGGCUGCUGACUCUGGACUUUACACCUGCGAUGGAAAACCUGCUGCGUACCUGAACGUGAUCAGAGAUGAUCCGUCUGACAGAGGUGAGAGGAACACAUCAACAGGGCAGAAGUUAAGAGAAGUUAUUUAAAAGAAGUCAGACAGAUUCUUAGUAAUCUACCUUUUCACCUUCUUGUCACAGAUAUUUAGAGAUAUGAGGACAUUGAUACCUCUCAUAUUUAACCUGUUUGACUUCCCCAGACUCACCGAUAUUGUUUUUUUUAACUCCAUGUAAGCUUCCUCUUGAUCAGACCUCUGACCCUUUUA